Messenger RNA from Myiozetetes cayanensis, 1643 nucleotides. It is a transcript of the gene CIB1, whose product is annotated as calcium and integrin binding 1. Gene Ontology annotation, molecular function: calcium ion binding. The transcript is spliced from 7 exons. The record is from RefSeq and is a predicted model, not a curated record. The coding region runs from base 63 to 653 and encodes 196 amino acids. Lineage: Eukaryota; Metazoa; Chordata; Aves; Passeriformes; Tyrannidae.
CCGGCCGCGGGGCGGGGCGUUGCCACGGCAGCGGGUGAGUGACGGGCGGCGGAAGCGGCGCCAUGGGCGGCUCGGCCAGUCUGCUGCCGCGGGACGCGCUGGGCGAGUACCAGGAGCUGACGUUCCUGAGCAAGCAGGAGAUCCUGCUUGCCUACAAGAGGUUCAGAGAACUGCUGCCAAAGGAGGAGCGGGAGAACGCCUGCUCCGCGCGGGUUCCCAAGAGCCACAUCCUGACACUGCCUGAGCUGCGGGCAAACCCCUUCCAGCACCGGAUCUGCAAUGUGUUCUCCACCUCGGAGGCUGGGGACAACAGCAUGUCCUUUGAAGACUUCCUUGCCAUGCUGGAGCUGCGCAGUGCUGGUGCUUGGGACUCUCUGAGUUCUCUGUGGCCCCUUGCAAAAGGUACCUUUCCUGUCCCCACAGACUUUGACAACGAUGGGACUCUGGACAGGAAGGACCUGGAGCAACUGGUGAACUGCCUGACGGGGCAGGGCGAGGAGUCCCGACUGAGCAGGGCGGAGAUGGAGCAGCUCAUCCAAAAUAUCCUGGAGGAGUCCGACAUCGAUAAGGACGGCACCAUCAACCUCUCUGAGUUCCAGCAUGUCGUCUCCCGCUCCCCAGACUUUGCCAGCUCCUUCAAGAUCGUCCUGUGAGCCCCGUGGCUCACCAGCACCACUCCUCCAGCAACACUCGUCUGGUUCCCCAGCAUCAUUCCUCCAGUUUCUCCAGCACUCCUUCAGUUACUCCAGCACCACUCGUCCAGUUCCUCUAGCUUCUCCUCCAGCUUCAUUCCAGCAGUUUCUCCAGCACUCCUUCAGUUCCUCCAGCACUCCUCUGGCUCCUGCAGCUCUUUGUGGGCUCAGCCAUUUCUUCUUUCAGGGAGCACAGGCCCGGCCCUUCACUGGCCCAGCAGUGCCACAGUGCCUUGGGCAGGAGCCCUCCUGCUCUCCUCUCAGGUGCCUGGCAGUGGGAGGCCCUGGGAAUCUGCCUCUCCUGCCACCCCUCUGCUCUCCCAGCACUGGAGUUUGACUCCGUAUGCAGUCCAAGGGCAGCUCUGCAGGUGGGAGAGACUCAGCUGCUCUUGUCUGAGGCCACUCUGUGCCAGCACAGCCCCUCUUUGCCCUCAGGACCAAUUCCCAAAUCCCUAAAGACCAAUGCCCAAGUUGUGCCUUCCAGCAGCAGGCAGAGAGCUGCCUCCCUCUCCAGCCUCUUCUCAGCUUCCUGGGAGCAUCCCUGCUGCCCCAUGGAUCCAUUUCUCUGAGCUGAGCAGUAACCUGAACAUGGAUCCUCUGAGCAAUAACCAAAUUGGGGAUCAUUUUUCCUGAGGAGUAACCCAAACGGGGGUCCUUUCUCUAAGCAAUAACCCAAGUGUCACUGUCCAGGUGCCAACCCACAGCAGAGCUGUCCCCUCCAGCUGCACAGGACACAUUCCUUCCCCACUGGCACAGCCCCCGGGUGCACAGCAGGGCUCCCCCGUGCUGCCUCAGCACUGACCGUGCUCGGAGCCUGUUCUCCUCCUCCUCCUCCUCCCUUUCUCUCUCUGCCCCUGCUCUGGCUCCAGCCCAGCAGCUGCUUGGCUGCGCUGGCCUCUUCCUCCCCCAGCCCCUGUGAGGACACAAAUAAAGGGCUCCGGUUUCACCCUC